Caenorhabditis angaria is the source of this 911-nucleotide messenger RNA. NCBI's taxonomy places the organism in Eukaryota, Metazoa, Nematoda, Chromadorea, Rhabditida, Rhabditidae. The record is from the annotation of a GenBank genome assembly.
AUGCUCAAUAUUAAAAGGUUACUGUCGUCUACUUUAGAUGGUUAGUUUUUUGGGGGGAGCUUGGGAAAUUUUUCUGAAGCGUUUUUUGAGCUUUUAAUAUUCAUAUGUUUCAAAGUUCAAAAACAAUUAAAAUAAUUAGAAUGUUUACGCUUUGAAAGUUUGUAAUCAGAGCAAUUUAACAAAAAAUUGAAAGUUCAAAAUUUAUUUUUUGAAGAGGAAAAGGGAUUUCAUAGUUUUGGAAAUUUGAUUUUCUGAAAAAAUGAACCAAAAUUUGAUUCAGAAACUGAAGGUUCAAAUUCGGAAAAUGUUAAAAAUAACUAUAAAAAGUACAAAAAACUACAAAACUACAAAAAUAGCAAACUAGAAAAUUUUUGUCAAAAAACUGAACUAUAUUUAUUUUAUCGAGAUGACAUCACAUGAGUUCGAGAAUAAUCAAAGAGUAGCUUUUGCGAUUUUUCAAGAUUUUCAUAGCCUUCAAGAUCUAGAUAGUUAAAUUACCAUAAAAAAAUUUAAGACUGAAAAUAUUCCCAAAAUUUCCAGGCCUCGCACAUCUCUGCGUCUACGACGCCAAUCACAAUGGCAACGAAUUCACAGUCACAAUCUCGUGCCCUGUAGCAGCUGGAUGUUGCGACAAAGGUUGCUGCAAACUUCCAGCAUCAUUUAUCAAAAAUUCAACCAUCGAUGAUCCUUUAAUCGCAAACUCCUCGAGCAAAUUCAACGAGACAAUUCUGCUAAUUUUUCUAACUUUUUUGAUUUUCUGCUUUGGCUGCGCGUCGAUUUUCUUUAUCUUUCGGAAAAUUCAGAAAAUCCGGCGGAAAGAUGAUGAACCCGAUUUUGUUUAUCACGCUUAUCGACCGCCCCAGCAAAAAAUUAUGGUUUCAACUUCCUCGUCUUUCGGAUCACCUUGCUAA